Molecule: messenger RNA, 861 nt
Organism: Linum trigynum
Lineage: Eukaryota; Viridiplantae; Streptophyta; Magnoliopsida; Malpighiales; Linaceae
Source: the annotation of a GenBank genome assembly
AUGAUCGUCUGGGUUCACUUUCCGACACUCAAGGUUCAUUUCUAUCAUAAGGAAGUCCUGACGAUGCUAGGUAACUUAAUUGGAAGAACGAUCAAAUUGGACUUCCAUACUCUUCACCAGCAGGGAGCUAGGUUUGCAAGGAUUGCAGUGGAAGUGGAUAUCUCCAAACCUCUGGUUCCGCGGAUCUUCCUCGACGAUGAGUGGCAAAAAGUUGAAUACGAGAACAUUCCGAUGGUGUGUUUUGAAUGUGGGAAGAUCGGACACACCUGUCCUUGUUGUCCGAAGAGCCAUCCUCAAGAACCUGCAGGUGCGUUGAUAAUCACCAGUGAAACCUCACCGGAAGGUUCACCGCCGGCGAGCCAGACGGUCUCGGAAUCCCAACCCGGUUUCGGUCCUUGGAUGUUAGUUACCAAAAAAAAUUGGCGCAAUCACCGGGAAUCCUCCAAGAAAGGGAAGGUGGAAAAUGACGUUGGGACUCAAUCGCUGGGAAAAUUCGGGAAGAAUGGGAAAGGGGCUGGAUCAAUUAAGGAAAACGGGGAAUCCUCCUCAAAAAGAGUUAACAAUUCAGUAGCUACUCCGAGAUCUCCUCUUCUGGACAAUAAAGGUAACUCUAGCUCUCACAACGCGGGGAAGGGGGUGGAUAAAGGAAAAAGGAAAGUGGUUCAGGAGGAGCAAUCGGCGAGUAAGGGUUUGUUGGGGCCUAGACCUUUAGUUGUGUCUGACCAGGGACUGGGCCUAAAGCCCAGAAAUAUUGGCGAGAAAGCCAUAGCGGUUGUGGACUGUUCCAUGCCUACGCCAAACGCCUCCAAGCAGUCAGACUCCUGUUCAUCGAGCAUCGGGCUUAGGCCCAAGAACGAUUAG